This is a messenger RNA of Pomacea canaliculata, 1243 nucleotides long. RefSeq lists its product as uncharacterized. Bases 199 to 603 code for a protein of 134 amino acids. The record is from RefSeq and is a predicted model, not a curated record. NCBI's taxonomy places the organism in Eukaryota, Metazoa, Mollusca, Gastropoda, Architaenioglossa, Ampullariidae. The transcript has 4 exons.
CACCGAUAGUGACAAUCACUGUCACCGUUUUUUUUUUUCUCAGUACUGACCUUCAAGUGGUCAGCAUAAAGGUCUUGGGCAGCAAGGAGGAGGCAGGCUAGCUCGGUAAGGAAAGUGUGGCAGCGGGAUGUUUAGCCCGGAGGUACAGUGACAGGAACUGGCGAUGUGGCGGUAUGGCAGUGUCUGAGAGCUCUACCAAUGGCUCAUUGUUUCCAUAUGCUGCUUGUCAUACUCAUGCCAGAAGGCAGUCACUGUGGAGAUGCAGACACAGGAAAAGUUGAUUCGACGUCAGGUGAAGGAAGGAAGAGUGAUGGCGCGGAGACAGGGCCGAGGAAACGUCGAGACGAGCCAGCCCUCGGCGUUGGGGAGGUCGUGAUGGAGGGUAACGACGGCGGCGGCGGCGGCGAUGGUCAAGAUAUAGGUGAGGCGGCGGAAGAGGAGGACGAUGAGGCGGGUUGGCCAGGGGAGGAGAGCGAGGAUGUGACACGUGCGCUGUUCCCGGAGAUGGAGCAGGAUCGCAUGGAGCUGCUGGAACUGGAGAUGCGGGCACGCGCCAUCAAGGCCAUGUUGGCUCUGCACGAGCGGCGCGAGAACAGGCCGUGAGAGACAGACACAGAGGCAGAAAGAUGUAGACAGUGAGACUGUCACAUGCAGAGGUAGAGACAACAACGAGACAAACGCAAACAGAAACUGGUUCUUUGUUAAACGGACGCCGACAAAAACCUAGUGAGAUGGACACAGAGAGAUGUAAUAAGACAGACACAGAGGCAGAAAGUCUAAGACAGUGAGCCCAAGGCUGGGACAGAGAGGUUGAAAGACAUACUAAGAACGCAAAAAAAAAAAAAAAAAAAGAGAGAGAAAGAGAGGACAGGGGAGGGUGAGCGGAGGAGAAAAAUGACAAGCAGACAGGCGGUGCAGACUGAGAGGCAGACGAUCGUAAAGAACAAUGGACGUCCACAACCUCACGAGACCUCUGUGUUUCGCUGGUAUCUGAACAACAGUCGUAACUGUCUUAAGGACACUUAAAUGUUUUCGUUCUUGUUUUCUUUUGGAAGUCUGGGUACGGCAUGUGGUGACUGGCGUUGCGCUGUGCUUCAAACCUUCUCAACAAGGGGCCACGGUUGUGCACGUGUGUAUGUGUGUGCGCAAGUGUGUGUGUGAAUCAUUGUUUACCCUGCACCUAUUUUAGUGAGUAUUUAAUUAUGAGCAGUGAGUUCACAAAAUAAAGAUUCAAGCGAAAGAC